AUGGCUUCAAAACGUAAGCGUGUCGUGCUUCCUUUGGAACAAAAAGUGUUCAUUAUUAACCGUGUCUUAGAUCGCGGUGAGAGUGUAAGAAAAGUGGCGGGUGAGUUUGAUGUGGGAGAGCAGACAGUGCGUGAUUUAAUUAAACGAAAGGAUGAAAUUUUGCGGUUCAUAUCUUCAGCUGAUUCCACAUCUCUGCUAGCGUCAGGAAGAAAAACAAUGAGGAAGUCAACAUUAUCUGACAUGGAAUCAGCUUUGUUUGAAUGGUUUAAACAAAAACGUGCUGAAGGGAUUCCUAUCUCUGGACCGAUGGUUUGUGAAAAAGCUAAGUGGUUUCACGAAAGGUUGAAUAUUGAUGAACCAUUUGGAGCUUCACAGGGUUGGUUAUUUAGAUUUAAAAACCGGCAUGGGAUUAGACAAUUAGACAUUCAAGGCGAAAGUCUAAGUGGCGAUUUAACAGCUGCUACAGUUUUCAAUGAGGAAUUUGAUUCAUUGAUCUCAAAAUUAAACUUGUCCCCCGAUCAAAUAUAUAACGUAGAUGAAUCAGGGCUCUUUUGGAAAAUGUUACCGUCGAAAACAUUAGCUGCGCAGUGUGAAAAGUCAGCUCCUGGACAUAAAUCUAGUAAGGAAAGGCUCACUGUCAUGACAUGUUCAAAUGCAUCGGGUACACACAAGCUAAAACUAACAGUGAUCGGGAAAGCUAAAAAACCACGAUCGUUCAAAGGAACAGACGUGAAAAGACUUCCGUGUAAUUAUUACAGCCAUCCAAAAGCUUGGAUGAAUCAGGCUAUUUUCAAAGAAUGGUUUUUUCAAGAUUUCGUGCCAUCUGUGAAGAAAUUUCAGGAAGAAAAUGGACUUCCAAAGAAAGCUGUUCUCCUACUUGACAACGCUCCUAGUCACCCAUCAGAAUCUACCCUGAAAACCGAGGAUGGGCUAAUUUUUAUCACCUACCUUCCUCCUAACGUCACAUCAUUGAUACAACCAAUGGACCAGGGCGUCAUUUCUUCCUUAAAACGGAGGUAUAAAAAGAUUUUUCUCCGUUUCCUUCUCCAAGAAAAUUGUGUCGAUUCAAUGAAGGACCUCCUCAAAAUGUGGACAAUAAAAGAUGCCAUUUUUGCUGUUUGUGAUGCAUGGGAAAACUUGCCAUCGAGUACAUUAAGACUUUGCUAG
Molecule: messenger RNA, 1167 nt
Organism: Diorhabda sublineata
Lineage: Eukaryota; Metazoa; Arthropoda; Insecta; Coleoptera; Chrysomelidae
Product: jerky protein homolog-like
Exons: 1
Coding region: 1-1167 (388 amino acids)
Cellular component (GO): nucleus
Molecular function (GO): DNA binding
Source: RefSeq, a predicted model, not a curated record